Molecule: messenger RNA, 282 nt
Organism: Acanthoscelides obtectus
Lineage: Eukaryota; Metazoa; Arthropoda; Insecta; Coleoptera; Chrysomelidae
Source: the annotation of a GenBank genome assembly
UGGUUGUGUGAAACACGUGGGGAUGACUUUUAAUGAAAAUAGACGCCCUUUGACUGAAAAGAGCUUCAAGAAUUGGCUGAUGCUAUAGAUCUAAAUAACUCUGAUAUAGAUGAAGAACUUCUUAGUGAAGAUGACCUUGAUGGUGAUAACCUUGAGGAGGAUUUGUUGGACGAGCAAGCUUUUGAUGACCAAGACAAUCCAGAGCCCGAUGAUGGUUUCGAUUCUGAAGAUGACCUGCCCCUAGCGAGUUUAAUUCCAUCACAUUCCAAAAAGUGGAUUCGC